AUGUCAGAGACUCCGACGAUGGCUGCAGCUCAUUCUAGCACUGCUCCUAUUGUCGAGCCUAGUAUCACCAUGUCUUCUAUACCUCGUGAAAAUCUCACGUGUCUCACUACAGUAUUAGCUGAGUUACAGCUCGAUCAAGUGGUUCAGUCCUUUUGGUCUGUUGAUAGCUAUGAACCCGUUCGUUUUCACCUCACACCGUCGUAUUGUGUGGUGAAAUCAGUUCAUACUAAUCAGAAACAGAUGCUUAAGUUUCCAUGGAGUGAUGUACUCGGUGCUCACGUGCUUACAGCUGAUGGAGAACCUGUGAAAACACCAGGGGAUACUAUUGAUCCACAAAAAUCAGCAGAGCACAAGACGUCGUUCCUGUUGGGUUUAUAUGCUUGUGUUUGCUUGAAUCACAGACCCAAGACAUUAAAGAAACGAAAAACCAGUGAAUUCUUUUUUAAAUUUGAUGGAAAACAGCUCCACCAGGUGCUUCAGCUACAGCGGACGAUUAACUUUGUGGCAGAUCCUCGAAACCAAGCAACGGUGCAACAAGUCAAGACAUUGGACGAUCUGGACGUGAUCGAGCAAGCACGACGCAAGUUUUUAGUAUUGGUGAAUCCUGUUAGUGGACCAGGACGUGCAUUGCAGAUAUAUGAAUCAAGGGUCGCACCAGUGUUGCAAUUUGCUAAUGUCGAGACAGAGGUCAAGAUCAUGGAACGUGCAAAUCAUGCAAUGGACAUUGUGAUGGACCUACCAUUGAAUGUUUACGAUUGUGUCGUUGCUGUUGGUGGAGAUGGGAGUUUAUACGAGAUUGUACAGGGACUAAUGAAGCGAGCAGAUUGGAAUUGUGCAAUUCGACAGCCUAUUGGUGUCAUUCCUGGUGGAUCAGGCAAUGGUCUGGCGCACUCAAUUGCUCAUCAAAGUGAUGAAAAAGGCAAACCAGUAAAUGCUGCAUAUAUUCUGGCCAAGGGUGUGCCCCAAGAACUGGAUAUUACCUCUGUGCGCAACGGAAAGGAGACAAAGUACUCGUUUUUGUCGCUCGAGUGGGCAUCUAUCGCUGAUGUUGAUAUUGGAUCCGAGAAACUGCGCAUGCUGGGCGGGCUGCGAUUCACGGUUGCAUUCAUUAACCAACUCUUGUUCCAAAGGCCCGAGUACCCGGGCAAAAUCUGGUAUCUUGAAGAUGAGAACGAGACUCCACCCCGCUACUUUGAAACGCACGACUCCAAGUCCACGGAUCGUCCCAAGAUGGACUUGUUUGAUGGAGAAGGUCAAGGCCCGCCUGAGUCAAAGGACUUGAAAAAUGAAGAGGUGCAAUUGAAUGAAGAAAAGACGGAUAAGAAAGCAGGUCAAGGUGGAAAGUGGAAGGAGCUGAGCGGUCAUUUCCGCAUCGUGUGGGUGAUGAACGUAUCGCAUGCGGCUUCCGACGCCCACGUUGCUCCAAGCGCACAGUUUGAUGAUGGCUACAACUACAUUGUCUUCAUGGAUGGCUCACACCGACGCAAGGACUUGUUAGCUAUGAUGCUUGCGAUUGAGACUGGUGACCACAUGGAAAAGAAAGGCGUGCAGCAGGUGCGCACACGGGCUUUCAAGCUUUUUCCGGAGCGGUCCAAUGACCUCAUGUGCGUUGAUGGUGAGUUGGUGGAAGGCCCAUACCUCGAGGCUCAGGUCCACCGUGGUAUGGCUCGCAUCAUCGCUAUUCCACGCUGA
Molecule: messenger RNA, 1692 nt
Organism: Peronospora belbahrii
Lineage: Eukaryota; Oomycota; Peronosporomycetes; Peronosporales; Peronosporaceae
Source: the annotation of a GenBank genome assembly